AUGGUAUCGCAAUGUCAUGGCCCCGUCUGGGUCAUUGACGACCUUAGCCGUUGCUUUCAGCGCAACUAUCUGCAAACUAUCUUUCCUUUGACGGCCUGCGGAAUCUCCUUAUUUUUCCUUCUCGCCCAGUUCGUGUACCGCCGUUUUUCGUCAUCGAAAGGGUUCGCAUACACACCAAUCGCAAACGGUGCAGUCCCAGAGACCAGCCAUGAUGGUGAGGAGGAGGAACCGGUGCUGCGGAAGGCGGAGCGAGACUCGGAUGUACACUACGAAUUGGAUCGUCCGCGGGGAGAGCUGACCUUCGUGGCUUUGGAAGCGAUCGCUUUGACCGGAGAAGUCGCCAUCAGCAUCGCAGCUCUUAGUACUCAUGGGUGGGGACGUCAUGGCACCGUGCCAGCCAUAGCCAGACUGGUCUCAUGGUCUUAUUUGUUAUUUUUGGUCUCGCUGAGGUUUUUGCUCUCCGCGCUGAAUCUUCGUUCAUUCCCAAGGAUCUGGAACCAUACCGCCAUCCUCUACGGCAUCCAGUGGCUCUUGACCGUCAGCGUGUUCCGAUCGGCCAUUAUCCAUCCGCUGUCCAAACGCGCAGUUAUCCUUACAUCUACAGAGUUCGCUCUAUCAACAGUUUUAUUGUUAAUCGCCUUGACCACGCGAAGAGGAAACAAGAGUGUUUUGGUUCAAUAUGAAGAUGGACUCGAGCCGCCAAGGGAUCCGAGGGCGAGCUUGCUCUCGCUGGCUACCUUUUCAUGGCUGGACCCGCUCGUGCUGAAGGGAUACAGGAGGGCGCUGGAACUCGAGGACGUAUGGAACCUGACAGUUGGGCAGCAGGCGGCUACGGUACUCGAAGACUUCCGUCGUGCCGGGAGGACAACAGCACUUGUCUGGAGACUGUUAGCCUACUUCCGCAGAAUGCUAUUGCUGCAAGGAGCGUGGACGAUAUUCUCCAACCUGUUCACAUUUAUGCCGACUCUGCUUUUGAAGGCGAUCCUUGAAUACGUGGAAGAUCCACGCUCGACCCCACGCAAUGCGGCUUGGCUCUACGCCAUUCUGCUCUUCUGCUCGGGUGCUGUACAAGGUACGGCCGACGGACAGGCUCUCUGGAUCGGGCGAAAGCUGGGUGUGAAGCUGCGAGCGAUCAUUAUCGGUGAGAUCUAUUCCAAAGCGCUGCGCCGGAAGGCGGGUGUGUCCCCUGACGCGCCGCAGAAGAAGGAAAAUGAGCCACAAAAGUUGAAGAAAAAGAUCCUCUCUUUUGGGCGAAAGAAGAAAGCCGAUGUCAAGACGGAUAGUGAACUUGUGAAGAAGGCCGAAGACGUCGCGCAAGCCAACGUGGGGACUAUCAUCAACCUGAUGGCGAUCGAUUCUUUCAAGGUCAGUGAGGUAGGCGCUUACCUGCACUUCUUGUGGGCUAGUGUCCCCGUACAGGUUAUUAUGGCGGUGGUUCUGUUGUAUCGGAUCCUCGGGUUUAGCUCCUUCGCCGGCAUCGCAUUGAUGGUCCUGAUUCUUCCCGUAAACGUCUACAUCGCGCGCAUGUUCAGACAGGUCCAGAAUAAGAUCUUGGCGAGUACGGAUGCCCGAAUUCACUCCACCAACGAAGUCCUCCAGAACAUACGAAUCAUCAAGUACUUCGCCUGGGAGCAACGGUUCGAGGAUAUCGUCAACGAGAAGAGGAGAGCGGAACUCAAGGCCCUACGCCGACGUUACAUUAUUUGGUCUAUUGCUGCGACUGUAUGGUACGGGACACCAAUCCUGAUCACAUUCACCUCAUUCUUCCUCUACACCGUUGUCGAAAAGAAGCGCUUGACUCCGUCGAUUGCUUUCCCGGCUCUGUCGAUGUUCUCCCUGCUUCGUGUCCCAUUGGAUCAGCUCGCCGAUAUGGUCGCCCACGUGCAGGAAUCCAAGGUCUCGAUUGACAGAGUAGAGAAAUAUCUCAAUGAGGACGAAACUGAAAAGUACGACCAGCUCCGUGACAGUGUGGAAGGGCCGCCUAAGAUCGCCUUGGAACGAGCCACGCUAACCUGGGCCGCUCCGAAGAAAGACUCCCAUGACCGCUCGGGUGAGAACAUCGCAGACUCUUUCCGUUUGAUCAACCUGGAUGUUUCUUUCCAAAUUGGAAAGCUCAACGUGAUUGCGGGCCCAACUGGAUCAGGGAAGACAUCACUACUGAUGGCUCUGUUGGGAGAGAUGAAUCUCAUCGAAGGAAAGGUCUAUCUGCCAGGUGGUGGUCGCAGUCGCGCAGAGAUCCCGUUAGACCCCGAGACAUUGCUCACAGAGAGUGUUGCGUAUUGUGCUCAGGAACCGUGGUUGGUCAAUGACACUAUUAAAGAGAACAUUGUUUUCGCGUCACCUUUCGACAAGCGACGCUACAAUUCUGUGAUCAAAGCAUGUGCCCUCGAACGUGAUCUUUCUAUUCUAGAUGCUGGAGACCAGACGCUCGUCGGUGAGAAGGGAAUCAGUCUCUCUGGCGGACAGAAGCAGAGGAUAUCAUUAGCUCGUGCCAUGUAUAGUAGAGCCAGGCACCUUCUUCUAGACGAUUGUCUGAGUGCUGUCGACUCUCACACCGCUAAACACAUAUUCCAGGAGGCAAUAAUGGGGCCACUGAUGUUCAACCGGACUUGCGUGCUCGUUACGCACAAUGUUGCCUUGACUGCCCCCCAAGCUGAUCAUGUUGUUGUUCUUGAUAACGGCAGAAUCUCGGUGCAGGGUCCACCGGAUGAAGUGGCAGCCUCCGGAGCUCUCGGAGAAGACCUUCUCAAGUCAAGGCCAACUUCAAGAGGCGGCUCUCAUCUGUCAUCGCGGGUCCCGUCCAAUCUUGAGGAGCAGUUAGAGCAUGCCAAUGGUGAACACGAACCGAAUGGUGAUGCAGAUGGUACAGCAAAUGGCUCAGCAUCGAAGGCAGGAAAGUCUGCUUUGACGGAGUCGAAGGCUGUUGGCAGUGUCAAGAUGUCAACAAUUAAGAUGUAUCUUGACUCCAUGGGCCCCUGGUAUUUCUGGAUUAUCGCUGUCGCCGUCUUCUGUGCCCAGCAGCUCGGCUCUGUGUCCACCAAUAUCUGGAUCAGACAGUGGGCGAACGCGUACCACAAUGAGAAGGCCGAGCCGGAUGCUGCUGGCACAUAUGCCGCCGUUGCGAACUUCAAGUUCCCGUCUUUCAUCUCUGGGAGUGUGCCACGAACAACGUCAUGGGGUGCACACCAGCUCAAUAUGAAUUCUAACGGCUCAACUGAUGGCAAUGUUAACGUCUCGUACUACCUUGGGGUCUAUGCACUUCUGGGUAUCGCAUACGUGAUCAUCUCCAUGACUAGGGAGGCCGUCCUGUUCUGGGGUUCGUUGCAUGCAUCGUGGAAGAUACAUGGGCGUCUCCUCAAGGCUGUUCUUCACGCUAAGUUCCGAUUCUUCGAUUCUACACCCUUGGGCCAACUGAUGAAUCGAUUUUCAAAGGACGUGGAGGCCGUGGAUCAGGAGGUCGCCCCUGUCGCAAUCGGCAUGCUUCACUGCAUGGCCUCAGUGAUCAUGAUUGUGAUCCUCAUUUCCGUCAUCACGCCGGGGUUUCUGAUAGCAGGCAUCUUUAUCACUAUGGUAUAUGCAGCGCUUGGAGCGGUCUACUUAAACUCCUCCCGGGAUUUGAAGAGACUUGAAUCGGUGCAACGGAGCCCUCUGUACCAACAGUUUGGCGAGACUCUGCAUGGAAUUGUCACUAUUCGUGCAUACGGGGAUGAACAACGUUUCAUUCUGGACAACCAUCGCCGUAUAAAUUCAUACAAUCGUCCUCACCUGUAUCUAUGGGCUUGCAACCGUUGGCUCGCAUACCGCGUUGACAUGACAGGUGCCCUGGUCUCUUUCUUCUCAGCGACAUUUGUGAUCCUGAGUGUCGGCAAGAUUGACGCAGGAGCGGCUGGUCUGUCACUGACAUACGCCGUUACCUUCACGGAGAAUAUACUUUGGCUCGUCCGACUUUAUGCAGAAGCUCAGCAGAACAUGAACUCGGUUGAACGUGUUAAGGAAUACCUCGAGGUGGACCAAGAGGCAGACGCGGUCAUUCCUGACUCCCGUCCACCACCUGGCUGGCCGACUAGGGGUUCUCUGCAGUUCAUUGACUACACUACGCGGUACAGACCAGACCUUGACCCGGUGCUCAAAAACGUCACUUUCACGGUCCAGGCAGGCGAAAAGGUGGGGAUCGUUGGUCGCACUGGCGCUGGUAAGAGUUCUCUUGCUCUUGCUCUUUUCCGCGGUCUUGAAGCCGAGAAAGGGCAAAUUAUCAUCGAUGAUGUGGAUAUUGGGAAGAUCGGCCUGCAGGAUCUGCGCGAGGCAAUCACCAUUGUCCCUCAAGAUCCCACUCUUUUCACGGGAACCAUCCGUAGCAAUCUUGAUCCCUUCGGUCUGUUCACGGACGAGCAGAUUCUCACGGCGUUACGCCGGGUGCACCUGCUCGGCUCUGAUACAUCAGGGUCAGCAACACCGACGACCAGCAAUUUGUCCGAGGCCGAGACCGCCUCUCCUACACCCAACGGAAGUGACGGUACUGCUGCUGUGUUUCAAGACAAUAAGAACAUAUUCCGCAACCUGGAGACCCCGGUGUCAGAGUCUGGUUCUAACCUCUCUCAAGGCCAGCGUCAGCUGCUUUGCAUGGCCCGAGCUCUUCUGAAGAACCCGCGGAUUUUGAUGAUGGACGAAGCAACAGCGUCCAUCGAUUAUGCCACCGAUGCCAAGAUUCAAGAAACUCUUCGAGAACUAAAGGACAGCACUAUCAUUACCAUCGCUCAUCGUCUACAGACGAUCAUUGAUUAUGAUAAAGUACUCGUGUUGGACCAUGGUGAGGUCGUCGAGUUCGAUCACCCGUGGACGUUGAUCAGCAAGGAAGGAGGUAGCUUCCGUGGCAUGUGUGAAAACAGUGGUAACAUGGAUGUCCUUCUGGACGGUGCAAAGAAGGCCUGGGAUCAGAAGAGGCUUGUUGAUGAUUCUUAG
Paecilomyces variotii is the source of this 4959-nucleotide messenger RNA. Its product is annotated as ATP-dependent bile acid permease. Gene Ontology annotation, molecular function: ATP hydrolysis activity; ABC-type peptide transporter activity; ATP binding. Gene Ontology annotation, cellular component: fungal-type vacuole; fungal-type vacuole membrane. Gene Ontology annotation, biological process: transmembrane transport. The record is from RefSeq and is a predicted model, not a curated record. The coding region runs from base 1 to 4959 and encodes 1652 amino acids. NCBI's taxonomy places the organism in Eukaryota, Fungi, Ascomycota, Eurotiomycetes, Eurotiales, Thermoascaceae. The transcript is spliced from 2 exons.